UUCAGUCGCUGGAGUGCCGUUGAAAAAGGCGGUUGAUUGUUUGUAUUGGUAUUGGACUGCGGAAAAUAUGAAAAUUGAAUGGGCUCCUCUCAAAGUGCCGCCACGCCGGCGACUGCAGACCCUGGUCACGCUCUUGAUCACGUUCACGUGUUUUAUGCUAUCAAUAUCUGCCAUACCGAUUAUUGUCGCUUCGCUGAUCUAUGGCGGACUCAUUCUGCGUAGCUUGAUACUCAUCUACUUGGUCUACGUGUUUGUGGAUCACAGGAGAAAUAACUCCGUAAUUGAUGGCAAUGGCUGGCUUUUGAACCGAUCCAAUCGCCUGUAUCGGCACUAUCGCAACUACUUUCCCGUGGAGCUGGUGAAAACAGCCGAGCUGCCACCAAACAAAAACUAUAUCUUGGCUAGCUUUCCGCACGGCAUACUGGGAAAUGGAAUCGGCAUCAACAUGGGCCUCGAUAUCUCACGGUGGCUGGAGCUGUUCCCCAAGAUCCGACCCAAGGUCGGAACUCUGGAUCAGAACUUUCUGAUACCCAUUGGACGUGAGGUGCUGCGAUCUUGGGGCCUGGUGUCGGUGUCGAAAGCCGCCCUCAACUAUUUGUUAACCAAAUCGAAUGAUCCCAAGCAUCCGGACAAUCGCGAUGGCUUCACAUCCAAUGCGGUGGCCAUACUUGUGGGCGGAGCCCAAGAGGCCAUGGACUCCCAUCCAGGGCAAUACAUUGUGACGCUGAGGAACCGCAAGGGAUUUGUCAAAAUGGCCAUACGAACGGGCUCACCGAUCGUGCCAACGUUUUCCUUUGGGGAGGUGGACAUAUUCGAUCAGGUGCCCAAUCCCCCCAAUUCCCUGGUCCGUCGCGUGCAGACUGUGGUGAAACAGCUUACGGGCAUAUCCCCUCUGAUUCCAGUGGGUCGUGGCAUCUUUAACUAUUCCUUUGGCUUCCUGCCCAAUCGCCGUCGCAUCGUACAAGUUGUGGGCGCCCCCAUCAAUGUGGUAAAGAGCGAUGAACCGGAUGCCGCCUAUGUGGAUAAGGUGCAUGGACAGGUUAUUGAGGCUCUGGAAAAGAUGUUUGAAAAGUACAAGAACCAAUAUAUUCCGAGCUCAAAGAACACCAAGCUGGUCAUCCAUUAAACGGAAAAAAAAUCCUUAAAACAUUGCGACGAAAUGUGAUCAUAGUUCAACUUGCAUUUAAUAUAAAUCUUAAUUUGUU
This is a messenger RNA of Drosophila obscura, 1205 nucleotides long. RefSeq names its product diacylglycerol O-acyltransferase 2-like. Gene Ontology annotation, molecular function: diacylglycerol O-acyltransferase activity. Bases 68 to 1126 code for a protein of 352 amino acids. Lineage: Eukaryota; Metazoa; Arthropoda; Insecta; Diptera; Drosophilidae. The record is from RefSeq and is a predicted model, not a curated record. The transcript has 6 exons. Gene Ontology annotation, biological process: triglyceride biosynthetic process. Gene Ontology annotation, cellular component: endoplasmic reticulum membrane.